Messenger RNA from Plasmodium gaboni, 4092 nucleotides. Its product is annotated as putative coatamer beta subunit. Gene Ontology annotation, biological process: intra-Golgi vesicle-mediated transport; intracellular protein transport; endoplasmic reticulum to Golgi vesicle-mediated transport. NCBI's taxonomy places the organism in Eukaryota, Apicomplexa, Aconoidasida, Haemosporida, Plasmodiidae. Gene Ontology annotation, cellular component: COPI vesicle coat; cytoplasm. The record is from RefSeq and is a predicted model, not a curated record. Bases 1 to 4092 code for a protein of 1363 amino acids. The transcript has 3 exons. Gene Ontology annotation, molecular function: structural molecule activity.
AUGAGCAACUUUGAGAUCGAUAAUAAUUGCACUCUUUAUAUAUGUACAGAUAAUUGUGAGGUGCCAACUAACAAUGAUAUUCAAAAGAAGUUAGAGAAUCAAAAUGUCGAUAAGAAAAUUGAAGGAAUGGAGAAUUUAAUAUUUAAUAUAAUCCAAGGAGUGUCAUAUGAGAAUUUAUUAAUGUGUGUUAUUAGAUAUAUUGUUCCUCAUAAAGAUCAUAGAUUAAAAAAGAUGUGUCAUAUAUUUUUUGAAAUUGUUGAUAAAUGUAAUUCAGAUGGUAGUUUAAAAGAAGAAAUGAUACUUGUAUGUAAUGCUUUAAGAAAUGAUAUAAUAUCUCCUAAUGAAUAUGUUCGAGGUUCCACUUUAAGGUUAUUAAGUAAAAUAAAAUAUCUGAAAAUAUUAGACCCAUUAAUAGAAACUAUUACAAAGAAUUUAAGUCAUAGACAUAGUUAUGUUAGAAAAAAUGCUAUCACAUGUAUACAUACUAUUAUUAAAGAUCAUGGAAUAGAUAUUAUUCCAAAUGCAGUUAAAGAAGUCGAAAAAAUUUUAUUCUUAGAAAGUGAUAUUUCUACAAAGCGUAGUGCAUUGGCUAUGCUAACUGAUAUUGAUCCUUUAACAACUCUAAAAUAUAUUCUAUCAUUAAAUGAUCAAUUAUAUGAUACAGCUGAUGUUAUUUUAUUAGAAGUUAUUCAUUUAUUUAAAAAGUUAUAUAUUCCUCAUGUUUUUGAUGACUCUUAUUUGAUAAUAAAUGAUGAAGAUAAAGACGACGACGAAGACGAGGAAGAGGACGACAACGAUAAUGAUCAUAAUGAUAAUAAUAAUAUAAAUAUAAAUAAUAAUAUAAAUAAUAUACAUAAUAUUACAUCCAAUGAAAGGUAUUCACAAAAUAACAAAAUAACUGAUACAUAUAAAUAUCCACCCAAUAGCAACAAUAAUAAUAAUAAUAUAUAUCAUAAAAAUGAAUUUAAAGUGGAUGAUGAAUUAAAUUUAUUAAGUGAAGAUAUAAAUUUUAAAAAGACAAAAUUAAAAGAUAAUAAUUAUAAUCAAUAUAAAAAUCAUGUAAUUAGAAUAUUAUUAAAUAUGCUUAAUAAAAAUGUUAGUUAUAGUGUAUUAUAUGAAGGUGCAUGUUGUUUAUUGUAUAUGAGUACAUCUGCUUUAAGCAUAAAAACAGCUUGUGAAUGUUUUAUUAAAUUAUUAAUAAAUCAACAUGAUAAUAAUAUUAAAUUAAUUGUUAUUGACAAGUUGUAUUAUAUAAUGUGUAAGUGGAAGAACAUAUUAGAAAAUUAUGCGAUGGAUUUAUUAAGAGCUCUAAAUUUUCCUUCACGUGACAUAAAAGUUAAGAUAUUAAAUUUAGUAUUGCAUGUGUUGACAAAGAGAAAUGUGCACUUGAUAUUAAAUGUCUUAAAAAAAGAAUUAUUAAAAUUGAAUGAUCAGAUAGUAUAUACAAAACAUAUAACAACAAAUAAUAAUAAUAAUACAAACAUGAAUGUGGCUAACAAUAGUGGUGCAACAAAUCACAGCAACAUCAAAGAUAAUAAUAAUAAUAAUAAUAAUAUUAAUAAUAGUAUCAAUAAUAAUAGUAGUAACAAUAAUAAUAGUAGUAACAAUAAUAAUGUUGGAAAGAACAAUUUGUCAACUAACUAUCAAGAAGUUAAGAGUUAUAAAAAAAUUCUUAUAAAAUCUUUACAACAUAUUUGUAAUAUAUAUUCAAGUGAAUGCCUGCAUAUUGUGGACCUUCUACUUAUAUAUAUAAAUGAUGAUGAGAAAGAAAUAAAUUAUGAAGCUGCUGUUUGUAUACGUAAAUUAGUAAAGAAUAAUGAAUUUCAGAGUAAUAUUUUAGAAAAAAUUAUAGAUUCAAUAUUUGAUAUUAAAAAAGCUACAAUCCUAAGAAUUUUUUUUUGGGCUAUAGGGCAAUAUAUGUAUGAUGAAAAUAUGAUUAUAAAUUUUAUGAAUAAAUUAUAUGAAAAUUUAUCUCCUUUAUUAAAUAACAGUUUAGAAAGUGAUAUGAUAAAUAAAAUACAAAAUGAAAGAUUUAAAAAAAAUGGAAAUCUUAAUUUUAAUCUAUCUAAUUCAAAUAUACAAACUAAAACAGUUAUAUUAGAAGAUGGUACUUAUGCAACUGAAGCCUUUUUAAAAAAUCAAAAUAUUUCUAAUAAAACUAAUAAUAAAAAUAAAGAAAAUACAUUUCUAUAUAAUAUAUUAUAUGAAAAUGAUGAUUUACUUUUGUCAGUUAUUUGUGUUUGUUUAACAAAAUUAUAUUUAAAAUUAUUAUCAAAGUUUAAUGAUUCUUUUGAUUUUAUUUGGAAUCCUCAUGAAAUGGUAUGCUCAAAAGGAGACAAAGAAAAGAAGGAUCUAAUAAUAAGAAAUGAAAAUAAUUCUAAUGGUAAUAUUAAUGGUGAUAAUCUUAUGAAUAAUGAAUUAGAUGGUGAACCAUCUGUUGUGUCAAAGGAUCAAAAUGUCAUGUCAAAUAAUUCAAAUAACAAUAUAACAGUACAUAAUAUUAAUGAAUAUAGAAAUAAGUGUAUUUAUAUUUUGGCUAGUAUUAUAAAAUAUAUAGGAGAAAAAAAUUCAAAACCUGAUACUAAUAUAUAUGAAUAUGAUAGUAACGUUAUAAGAAUAAAUCAAUGCUUGAAAAUUUUUUUUUAUUUGACAAGUAACAAAAAAGAAUUAGAUGAACAAAAUAAAAAGUUGAUAAAAAUAUUUAUAGAUGGAGAUUAUUAUUAUCACAAAUUUUUAGAAAAGGAAGAAGAGAAGUAUUGUAGUAUAUAUGGUUCGAAUUAUAAGUAUAUGAAAAGAACAAACCUUAACACAUAUAAUAUUGAUGGUGAUAAAAAUAUUGAUGGAGAUAAAAAUAUUAGUGGUGAUAAAAAUAUUAAUGGUGAUAAAAAUAUUAGUGGUGAUAAAAAUAUUAGUGGUGAUAAAAAUAUUAGUGGUGAUAAAAAUAUUAGUGGUGAUAAAAAUAUUAGUGGUGAUAAAAAUAUUAGUGGUGAUAAAAACAUAUUUGAGAAAAGCCCAUAUGUAAGUAAUGAUUUAUUUUUAAAUGAUCAAGGAGAAAAAGCUAACGUAGAUGAUGAUAUAUAUUUUAGAGUAUUAAAAGAAAAAAAAAAUAUAUUAAAUAUGUUAGAUGAAGAAACAUCAUCUGUAUGUGUAAAUGAAAAUUUAGAAAAAUUAAAAUUAAAAUAUACAUUAAAUAAUGAUAUGUUAUUUGAAGAAAAUGAAUUUCAAUAUCCAUCUAUAAAAUAUAAUUAUUCUUCAUUAUUUCUAGCCAAGUUAUAUAAUUCUCAAAUAUUAACAGGUACAGAUGAUGAUAUUUUUAUAGAAGCAUUACCAAUUAUAUCAAACGUUAAUUUAAUAAUAGAAAUUUAUGUAUAUAAUCAAUCUAAUGUCUAUUUACAAAAUAUUUAUAUUAAUUUAUCAACACAUGGAAAUUUAAAACCUAUUGAUAAAAUACCUGAAUUUAAUUUAUCUCCUAAUGAAAAAAAAAAAUUUAAAAUAAGUGUAAAAGUACAUACAACAGAAGCAGGAAUUAUAUUCGGAUAUGUAUUCUAUGAAAGAAAAAAUGAUAAUCAAAAAAAUUAUAUUGUUUUAAAUGAAUUACAUAUAAAUAUGACUGAUUAUAUAAACGCCUCUUUUAUAUCUUCACAUCUAUUUCGUAUUAUGUGGUCUGAAUUUGAGUGGGAAAAUAAAAUUAAUAUACACACAUCUAUAAGGGAUGCCUUUGAAUUACUCAAGCUUAUUAUAAAAAAUACAAAUAUGACCAUUGUUGAGAGAUUUAUGCCACUUGAAUAUUACGACAUGGAAAUAAAAAACAAUGCCAACCAAGUAAACAUAAGUCCAAUAGAUAUAUAUAUUUCUUAUAUUUCAACCUUGGAAGAUUUAAAAUGUUUAGUUAAUAAUUCGGCAUUUUUCUCGGUUAAUUUAUUUUCAAGAAGUAUAUUUGGAGAGGAUUCGCUAGCUAACUUGUCUGUUCAAAAAAGUGCCGACGGAAAAUUGUCUGGUAGCAUAAGAGUUCGUAGCAGAACACAAGGUAUCGCUCUUAGUUUAGGAGAUAAAUUAACACUUCUUCAAACGGGAAUAAAUGGAGACAUGUAA